AUGGGUCGCAAGAAAGCAGUCGUAGAAGAUCUUCUAGCCGACAUCCUCGACACCGUCAACGCCCAACCAGCACAAUCUCAACCUCAACCAAAGUCAAAGCCCAAAAGACUGAAGAACGCUCAACCCAAGGCAACGGCGAUCCAGCACACCCACUCCUUCUCAAUGCAAGCUUUUGAAAUGUGGAAGGAGUUAGCCGACAAGAUUAGGGAGGUUGCUGGUUUACAGAAGACCAUCAAAAAGGCCGAGGCAAAAAUGAAGACCUUGUUAGAUCAGGCCGACGCGGCCAAGAAGGCUCAGGACGAGGCCGAGAAAAAGAUCGACGCUACAGAGGCCAUUGCCAAGGUCCUUACGGCCGAAAAGAAAGAGGCCGAGGCCAAGAUGGCUGAGGCCCAAAAGGAGCUUCAACAUGCCCUGGCCACAACGGAGGCCGAGAUCAAGGCCACUGAUGAGAAGGACUCCCCCCUCAAGAAUACUGAUGACCUCCCCCUGCCAUUCCCCCCUACUCCAAGUCAAUCUGAAAACGAUUCUGAGUCUGAGGAGGAAACUCUGGUGAGAAAGAACAAGGAAGCUGUUGGGGCCCAGUUCCCUAGUCUGAAUGAGCAAGUCGUGGACUUGUCUCAGGAUGAGGAGGGCGAGGUCUCCAAAGACGCUACUCCUGAGAAGGCAACAUCGGACACGCCUAUUGCCGGCAAGAGCCUCGACCAAACUCUUCAAGAAAUCGAUGCGGAGCUCACGGCUGAGAGGGCCGCCUAG
Messenger RNA from Camellia sinensis, 753 nucleotides. Lineage: Eukaryota; Viridiplantae; Streptophyta; Magnoliopsida; Ericales; Theaceae. The record is from RefSeq and is a predicted model, not a curated record.